AUAGUAAUCGUUAUUUAAAUUUACUUUAUUGACUAGCAAUGCCCAGAAUCGUAUGUUGAGUUCUAUGGUAGUGGUGCAUGGAAUAACGCUCAAGUCAGAGAGAAAACAGUCAGCGCACAUGUAGGUGUUGAAUUUUGUAACACAAAUUACGCGUGAAAUAGUGUACAGAGUAACUGACGUUAUUAGCAGACAUCGCUAACCGAAUAGGCUAAAUCUGUUGUGGUGGAUCCAUGUUGUACAAAUAUCGAUAUAAUGAUUUAUUUUCAACUUAUUCAUCUUUGUUUUCCCCCAGACUUCCCUAUCAAGUAAUUCACACCAACAUUUUGGUUUCGCCAAUCAUCGUUUCUUUUUUAUUUUGUUUUUAGUUACUUAAAUGAAUACAGAUACUCCAUUGGAGUCGAUAAUCAGACAUUCUAGUAUCCAAUCAACGUCAAAUAGACAUCCACUACUCUGGGAUCCCGUACUAAUUGGAUGUGGGAUUACGACUGUUACUUCAUGCUACAUUUUUUGGUCAUUCAUCUCUCCUGCAUUUCGGAGAAUUUGUUUACCAUUCUUACCUGCUACGUCGACUCAGCUAGAUAAUACGUACAAGCUUCUGGAGUAUGCGCAAAGUCAAAAAAGUGAUAAGUCAUUAGGAUCCAUAAUUGAUCUAGGCAGCGGUGAUGGACGUGUGUUAAUUGAUUUAAUAAGUCGGCCAACAUUGAAAAUCACUUCUGCUCAUGGUGUAGAGUUAAAUCGUCCGCUUGUUUGGUAUUCACGUAUCAACUCCUUUUGUAGUAAUAAAGUACUCACUACACCCAAAGUAACUUUCGCUUGCAAAAAUAUGUGGAAAACUAAUCUUUCUGUAUAUGAUACAGUGUUACUGUUUGGUGUAGAUUCAAUGAUGGGAUCUAUCGAACAGAAACUUAACAAAGAAUUAAAAAAUGGUUCAAUCGUCAUUACAGCCAGAUAUCCACUGCCUAAUAUCCAAGCAUCCAAAUCCAUUAUUGAUGGACCCCACUCAGUAUAUUUGUACAAAAUGUAGUUAUUACUAAUAUGACUUUGUAAUUACUUUCCGUAUAUUUAUUCAACCAUCCUUUUGUUUAACAAAUCACAAAAUGUCUUCAACUUAUUUUAUCACAUCAAUUAGCUAAUUAUUUUAAAAUAAUAUCUACCUAAAAGUUUAGUGCUCCAAUAUGUAGAGCGUGAUAUCCUUCUACUAUUGGUUGAUACCCGUUUCCUUUUCUU
Schistosoma bovis is the source of this 1227-nucleotide messenger RNA. Lineage: Eukaryota; Metazoa; Platyhelminthes; Trematoda; Strigeidida; Schistosomatidae. The record is from the annotation of a GenBank genome assembly.